AUGACGCAAGAAUCCUCCACGACCGAGCCGCCUAAUGGCGAAGCGCCGCCAAACUACCUUGCAGCAACGUCAACAGCUGCAGACGCCGCCGCAGACCUGCCCAGUGACAUCGACCUCACCUCCUCCUAUGCAAGCCUCUCCCUCUCACCCACUUACACAGUCGGCGGCCCCGACGUCGACACCUGCCUCGCCCACCUCAAGUUCCUCCACGCCAUCGACAACCUCAAGGAAGAAGUGGGAUACUCCGACGGCCUCUUUGGCAUCUGGGACAGCCGCGCCGGAUGGGACCUGGAGAUCCUGCACGGCGCGGCUCUGCCCCCGGGAGUCAAGCUGGACAGGAUGAGUAAGGAUGAAAAGACGAAGCUUGCUCUGAGUCGCCUCCGCGAGAAGCGAUGGGCUCUCUAUCUUGCACGGGCAGUGGAUCGAUAUGAGGCGUGGUGGAGUGCCAUGACCAAGGACAAGGUCAUGUUGACUGAAGUGGACAUGAUGAAGCCGAGGAACUCUAAAUAUGAUUUGUUUCCUACUCAUGGCACGCCAUUGAGUUGGAGCAGAGACUCGCUUCCACCCCUAGAUGUCCUCAUGGUCAUGCAUGCCCACAUGCUGAACCCAAGAGCCUUCCUUGAAGACACCAUAAGAUGCAACAUGAGCGAAUACUGGACCGCUGGCAUGCCAUGGCAUGCUGUUAACGAGGGCAUCGCCUCUGACUUCUCCGAAGAUGCGAGUGAGCUGGCCAAGAGUGCCUGGACCUCGUUGACAGGACGCAGCUGGUCCAAUGCCUUGGAUCCCAUGACCAAGUUCCUCAAUUGCCCGUGGUGCAAAGAGGGCAUGCAAGUCCCCUGGACGACUUGCGGAACGGAGGAACAUGCAAACAACUCUGCAUCGAUUGGCACCAUCGGCAGCGGCUAUGGCGACGGCAACUUUUCCCAUCAAUGCCCAUCCUGCAACAGGACCGUCAACAAGGAACUCCUGUCCCUCCACAAGUUCAUCCAAGACACGGUCCUCCUGCUCGGCAAAGGCGUCCCCAUGCCCGGCACCGUCCUCGACAUCCAGUCCGGCGAGCCGCAGCUCGUCCCCGAGCCAGCCAUCAUGCCCAACUACACGCGCACGUUCCCCAACCGCAUGAUCCAGCUCGAGCUCCGCAUCAAGGUCCUGAACCUCAUCAACCCUUCAUCAAGAAGCGCAGCAGAGUCCCCCUCCAUGGCCGACGUACGAGACCUCAUCGAAAAGACGACGCGCAACGACCAGGCUGUCCGCCGCAUCGACGGCUCCAGAGCCCGCGCAGGCCUGCAAUCCGUCCGCCGCGACGCCAAAAUCACCACCCGCAAGAUGAUGAGCCGCUACUGGGAGAACUUCUCGCCCUUUGCCCUCGACCUGUGCGGCGCCGUCAUGCGCCAGGGCGUCUUCAUCGACAAGAUGGUCAAGCUGGACUGGCUGCACAGCCCCUCGGCUAGGGCCACCAUGGAGCGGCUCAUCACAAAGUACCAUCGCUUCAUCCGCAUCAUGAAAAAGUACCCCCUGAAGAUUGCCGUUCCUACGCUCGACGUUGAUCUCGCUUGGCAUACGCACCAGCUGAGUCCAAAGGACUACUACGAGUACACGGUGACCAAGACGGGCAAGUUCAUCGACCACGACGACAAGAUUGAAGAGAGCCAGCUCAGCGAGUCAUUCGAAUGGACCACAAAGACGUAUCAAGAGCUCUACAAGGAGGUCUACAGCGAAUGCACCUGCUGGUACUGCGAAACCAUCCGCGAAUCCCAAGGCUCCCGCCUCGGCAAACUCCUCAACGUCUCCUCCAGCCAAAAGCUCGCAGACACCUUCCACGACUCGGGCACCGCCAGGCUCUGCCCGCCCGACAACUCGGCCCACAUCUCGGCGCACAACUCGGUCAAGACGCUCGAGACGCCCGAGCGCGCCCGCAUCACGGCCUACCUGCGCGCCCGGCAGAACCGCCGCCUCGACGACGCCUACGAGAGGGCCGCCCGGCGCGCCCAGAAAAAGGGCCGGACCCUGCCGCCUAGGGAUCAGUACUAUGAUCACUGGGGUUACUCUUACUACAUGUACGGCCCGUUCAUGUAUCCCGUCUACUUCGCCCCGGGCAUGUACUACGGCUGGGACCCCUGCUACAUCGCCGCCGGAGACGGCGCGUGGGCAAACUGCGCCGCGGGGACUUGUGGCAACGGCAACAUUGCCGCUGGCGGCUGCGGAGGCCCGGGCGGAUGUUCCGUCGGAGCAAUCUGA
This is a messenger RNA of Trichoderma reesei QM6a, 2238 nucleotides long. RefSeq lists its product as uncharacterized. The coding region runs from base 1 to 2238 and encodes 745 amino acids. The transcript has 6 exons. The record is from RefSeq and is a predicted model, not a curated record. Lineage: Eukaryota; Fungi; Ascomycota; Sordariomycetes; Hypocreales; Hypocreaceae.